Messenger RNA from Scutellospora calospora, 533 nucleotides. NCBI's taxonomy places the organism in Eukaryota, Fungi, Glomeromycota, Glomeromycetes, Diversisporales, Gigasporaceae. The record is from the annotation of a GenBank genome assembly.
AACCUUUUAAAUUCUUUUGGCAUAACCUUGCUAAAAUUAAGCAUAAGAUUAUCGAAGUAAACCAAUUAGAGGAAGAAAUUAAUGAAGAUAGAAUUAAACAUGCUAGAAAAGUUAAAGCUCCUAAAUUUCAAUACCUUAAAAACCUAGAAAAAAUCGAUUUUUCAGAAUUUGAAAAAGAACAAUCUAAAGAGCUUAACUCACAAUAUGCUAAAAAUCUUAAAAUGCAUGUAGAUAAACUCUAUAAAGACCACAUAGAAAACCUAACCAACUUUGUUAAUUCAAUAGGUAACGAAGGACAUCAAAUUCAAGAAACAAUAGAAUUUCCUUUCAAAAUAAGCCUAUACAAUAAUCCUUUCUCUGAAGCCCAAACUUUAUUCAAUAAUCUUUAUGCUGAAGGCCUAAUCGUACUAAACAAUUGUUUAGAAAAAACAGAGAAAAAAAGAAUUGAAAAACUCUCAAAAAAUAAACAAGGAAUACAAGAAACUCUAGGAGACGUUAUUACUGAAAGAAUAAAAGCACAAAUUGGACCGUGA